CACUAUGAAAGCUGCUAUCGGACCUGGCGGGGCCUACACUACAUUUCCCAGGAGGCUGUUCGCGCCUGGCAGAUCACGUGACGGGAGCGCGGGCUUUGGAAGGCGGCGAAGCUGGGAAGAGAUCGGCUCGACACUGAAAGAACGGUCUCGGGGACUGUCCAGAGAACGCUGUGGACUCCAAACCACUGCUAGCUGCUUAAGCCUCGUGCACUCGAGACGGGGUGAGGUCUCGCGGAAGCGUGUCUCAGAGCGGCGAGAGCCGCGGGAACAGCCCCGGGCAGCCCCGGGCUUGGGCCAUUCGCUCUGCUCCGAACAUCCCUCUUCGCCGGUAGGAAGAAGCCAUUGCUUCUGUGUUACCAUGGGAAUUCAAGGCCUUGCCAAACUAAUUGCUGAUGUGGCCCCCAGUGCCAUCCGUGAGAAUGACAUCAAGAGCUACUUUGGUCGCAAAGUGGCCAUCGAUGCCUCCAUGAGCAUCUACCAGUUCCUGAUAGCUGUUCGUCAGGGUGGGGAUGUGCUGCAGAACGAGGAGGGUGAGACCACCAGCCACCUGAUGGGCAUGUUCUACCGUACCAUCCGCAUGAUGGAGAAUGGCAUCAAGCCUGUGUAUGUCUUUGACGGCAAACCACCACAGCUGAAGUCAGGCGAGCUGGCCAAGCGCAGUGAGAGGCGUGCCGAGGCUGAGAAGCAGCUGCAGCAGGCUCAGGAGGCUGGGAUGGAGGAGGAGGUGGAGAAGUUCACCAAGCGGCUCGUGAAGGUCACCAAGCAACACAAUGAUGAGUGCAAACACCUGCUGAGCCUCAUGGGCAUCCCGUACCUUGAUGCACCCAGUGAGGCAGAGGCCAGCUGUGCUGCCCUGGCGAAAGCUGGCAAAGUCUAUGCUGCGGCCACAGAGGACAUGGACUGCCUCACUUUUGGCAGCCCUGUGCUAAUGCGACACUUAACUGCCAGUGAGGCCAAGAAGCUGCCCAUCCAAGAGUUCCACCUGAGCCGCGUCCUGCAGGAGCUGGGUCUGAACCAGGAGCAGUUUGUGGAUCUGUGCAUCCUGCUGGGUAGCGACUACUGCGAGAGUAUCCGUGGCAUUGGGCCCAAGAGGGCUGUGGAUCUCAUCCAGAAACAUAAAAGCAUCGAGGAGAUCGUGAGGCGGCUGGACCCCAGCAAGUACCCUGUUCCAGAGAACUGGCUCCACAAGGAAGCCCAGCAGCUCUUCCUGGAGCCGGAAGUACUGGACCCAGAGUCUGUGGAGCUGAAGUGGAGCGAGCCAAAUGAAGAAGAGUUGGUCAAAUUUAUGUGUGGUGAAAAGCAGUUUUCUGAGGAGCGAAUUCGCAGUGGGGUCAAGCGGCUGAGUAAGAGCCGCCAGGGCAGCACCCAGGGACGCCUAGAUGAUUUCUUCAAGGUGACGGGCUCACUCUCCUCAGCUAAGCGCAAGGAGCCAGAACCCAAGGGGCCUGCUAAGAAGAAAGCAAAGGCUGGGGGAGCAGGGAAGUUCAGAAGGGGAAAAUAAAUAUGUCCUUCCCUUCCACUGUCCCUUGACUCCAGGAUAUCUGUUUUGUACCCUCAGCUAGAGCGCAUCUCUCUUGUCCCUCAUCUUGAGGAGACUUUAUUGCUUCCCAGAACUGCCCUUCAGAGCUUUCCCUCUCUUGACCCUGUGGCAGGAAGGCCAUGGCUCUGCUUUUUCUCAUUUUUAGCUCAGAAAAGAUGUCAGGUUCAAACCACUUCUCAGGUUAAUGGACACUGUAACCAUUGUUCUGUGCAACUGCUAGCAAUGUUUUAAGGAAGAAGAAGAUAAAGCAGGGGGAGAGGAUGGAGAUAGUUUCCCAGCUGGCCAGCUGGUGGAGGAGAGGUGACUAGAACAUGACUGACUACUGCUCUUUCUAAGUUCACUGUGCCCUGAAAGAUGGCCUGGGAUUUGCUGAUGAAAGAACUGCAAAGAGACAAGCAGAGAGGAUUCUGGCUGACAACAGAUUUAGUACUGACCAGCUGAUUUUGUGGGCAGAAAUUUGAACUUGCUGCCCACUGAGUCCAGUGGUUGUGCAGGGAGUGAGAUGGCAGAGUUUAAGUUUUGGUUUGUAGUUUUCUGUCUUUGUCUUUCCCCUCUCCAGUGUUGGGGAUUGAACCCAGGGCAAAGGCAUUAUGUGAGCCACUGACCUGUGGCUCCAAGUGAUGUUCUGAAGGCCUUUCUGAGGCAAUUAAUUGAAUUGAGGUUUUGGGAGAAGAAACUGUUGUUCAUAGGCUAUUUCUAUUUUAAAAGAUGUGAAGAGAAAAUAAAAAACAAUAAAAUGAUAAAAGUGA
Molecule: messenger RNA, 2289 nt
Organism: Mus pahari (shrew mouse)
Lineage: Eukaryota; Metazoa; Chordata; Mammalia; Rodentia; Muridae
Gene: Fen1
Product: flap structure-specific endonuclease 1
Exons: 2
Coding region: 5-1501 (498 amino acids)
Cellular component (GO): nucleus
Molecular function (GO): RNA-DNA hybrid ribonuclease activity; 5'-flap endonuclease activity; manganese ion binding
Source: RefSeq, a predicted model, not a curated record